Polyodon spathula (Mississippi paddlefish) is the source of this 3037-nucleotide messenger RNA. RefSeq names its product WD repeat-containing protein 3-like. Gene Ontology annotation, cellular component: Pwp2p-containing subcomplex of 90S preribosome; small-subunit processome. The transcript has 27 exons. The record is from RefSeq and is a predicted model, not a curated record. Gene Ontology annotation, biological process: maturation of SSU-rRNA. Gene Ontology annotation, molecular function: snoRNA binding; protein binding. Lineage: Eukaryota; Metazoa; Chordata; Actinopteri; Acipenseriformes; Polyodontidae. Bases 116 to 2929 code for a protein of 937 amino acids.
UGGAUUAUGAUACACAUUGAUCCUCUACUGAUGUCUGAGCGCGUCCCACGUCUCGUGAACGCGCAGACGAAACUGUAGAGUUGUUGCACUGAGCUUCAUGAUACAUUAAUCUGCCAUGGGACUGACAAAGCAGUAUUUGCGGUACGCCGCCAGCGCAGUUUUUGGUGUGAUCGGCAGUCAGAAAGCCAAUAUUGCCUACGUAACCCUAAGAGGAGGAGAGAGGGGACGGUAUGUGGCAGUUGCAGCCUGCGAACAUGUCUUUGUAUGGGAUAUACGUAAAGGAGAGAAGGUUCUAAUUCUCCAAGGUAAUAAGCAGGAGGUAACUUAUUUAUGCCCUUCCCCGGAUGGUAUUCACAUAGCUGUGGGUUAUGAGGAUGGAUCGAUCCGUAUUUUCAGCCUCCUCAAUGGGGAGAGCAACGUCACCUUCAAUGGACAUAAGGCAGAAGUCACUGUCAUCAAAUACGAUCAUCUUGGCGCGCGACUGGUGUCGGGAUCAAAGGAUACAGAUGUGAUUGUGUGGGAUGUGAUCAAUGAGUGUGGCUUGUACCGACUCAAGGGGCACAAAGAUGCCAUCACACAGGCUUUGUUCCUGAAGACCAAGAACCUCCUAGUAACAAGCUCCAAAGACACUUUUGUUAAGUGGUGGGAUCUGGAGGCGCAGCACUGUUUUAAGACUAUGGUUGGACAUUGCAGCGAGGUGUGGGGAUUGGUCCUAUUGAGUGAUGAGAAGAGAAUCAUCUCUGGCUCAGCUGACAGUGAGCUCAGAGCCUGGGACAUCAACUAUCUAGAGGCGGGUAAAGAGGUGGGGGAACCAGAAGAAAAGAAAACAAAAGGACUGCUGGGACACUCUGAGGAACCCGAGGGGGAAGUGGAUGAGAACCCCGAGGAGCGCAUCUUGAGUUGUCAGAAAGCUGGGUCCAUCCUACGGGAAGGAAGAAACAGAGUGGUUUCCAUGGCAACAGAUCUGAAUUCAAAAAUUUUAGCUUGUCACGGAACUGACACUAUAUUGGAGGUAUUCAGUGUACUGUCAGAUAAUGAGAUUAACAGAAUAAUGGAGAGGAAACUGAAGAAGGCAAAGAAAAAGGCAAAACAGGCUGGAGGAGAUGAAGAGGACGCUGUGGUGGACAGGUCUCUUCAGGAUGAGAUCCAGAGAAUUUCCAGCAUCAAGGCUUCUGCCAAGAUCAGGUCGUUUGACUGUUUCCUGUCCCCGAACGGAGAUCUAAAGGUGGCGUUACUGCUUCAGAACAACACAAUAGAAGCAUUCGUCCUGAAAACAGCCGGCAAGACUUCUGAAUGCACCAAGACUGCUCGCCUUACCAUCGGUGGACACCGCACUGAUGUCCGCACCUUGGCCUUCAGCUCAGAUAACAUUGCUGUGCUUUCUGCCUCGGCGGAGACUGUCAAAGUCUGGAACAGAUCAACCUUGCAAGUUAUCAGAACGAUGGCUUGUGAAUAUGCGCUUUGCUCACUUUUUGUUCCCGGAGACAGACAGAUCAUAAUAGGAACCAAGAAUGGAAAGCUGCAGAUUUUCGAGUUGUCCUCUGGAAUUCUGUUGGAGACUGUAGACGCCCAUGAAGGAGCACUGUGGUCGAUUUCUCUUUCUCCAGACCAGAGAGGGAUUGUGUCCGGAGGCGCAGACAAGAUGGUCAAAUUCUGGGAGUUUGAACUUGUUAAGGACGAGGACUCUGUCCAAAACAGUAAAAGACUGACGGUGAAUCAUAAGCGCACCUUGCAGCUAGACGAGGAUGUCCUGUGUGUUCGCUACAGUCCUAAUCAGAGGCUGCUGGCUGUGUCCUUGCUGGACUGCACUGUCAAGCUGUUCUAUACCGAUACACUUAAGUUUUUCCUUUCUCUCUAUGGACACAAACUGCCAGUGCUGUGCUUGGAUAUAUCCCACGACAGUGCAUUGAUAGCCACUGGUUCAGCAGAUAGAAAUGUAAAGAUUUGGGGUCUGGAUUUUGGAGACUGUCAUAGGUCACUUUUUGCUCAUGAUGACAGUGUCAUGUUCCUGCAGUUUGUGCAGAAAACGCAUCUCUUUUUCACUGCUGGAAAAGACAAGAAAAUAAAACAGUGGGAUGCUGACAAGUUUGAGCACAUCCAGACACUAGAGGGUCACCAUCGAGAAGUGUGGUGCCUGGCUGUGAGUCCCAGUGGAGAUCACAUUGUGUCGUCAUCACAUGAUAAAUCGCUCCGGCUGUGGGAGAGAACAAGAGAGCCAAUCAUUCUAGAAGAGGAAAAGGAAAUGCAAAGAGAGGCAGAAUUUGAAGAAAGUUUGGGCAAAGGCGAUGAACCAGUGGUUCCUGGGGAGACCACGGGGGAGUCUGGCCUGGCUGGGAAGAAGACCAUUGAAACCAUUAAAGCUGCUGAACGAAUUAUGGAGGCCUUGGAAUUAUACAGGGAGGAAAGCAAGAAGUUGGAAGAACACAAAACUGCUUGUGAAAUAGCAGGGAAACAGUUACCUCCUCCUACAAUGAGUACAAUCCUAAUCGCCUUUGGAAACAUCUCUCCCUCUCUCUAUGUACUGGCUGUUAUCAGAAAAGUAAAAUCCAGUGAAUUAGAAGAGUCUCUUCUAGUCUUGCCUUUCUCUUACGUUCCUGACCUCCUCACUCUCUUCAAUGAAUACAUCCAGAAUGGGCUGGAAGUUGAGCUGAUCUGUCGGUGCCUCUUUUUCCUACUCAGGAUCCACUUUGGACAGAUCACCAGCAAUCAAAUGCUAUUGACAGUGAUGGACAGUCUCAGGACAAAUACGAUUUCUAGAGUAAAGAAAAUUAGGGAUGUUCUUGGAUUCAAUAUGGCAGGCCUGCAGUUCUUACAGCGUGAGAUUGAAAGUAAAGAAGACGUGACCUUCUUUGCUGAUGCCACAGACCGGUUUGAGGACAAGAAAAGGAAAAGAAAGAAAAGGGAGAGAGCCAUUCUUGCAGUUGCUUAAAGUGAGAACUACAUGUUUUUUUGUUUUUUUUAAGUUUGUUAUUUAAUUGUUUUUCCAGAAAUUCAGUGUUCAUAAAGACGUGUUUUAAUGCUGGUAAAUUUAAAAACA